Sarcophilus harrisii (Tasmanian devil) is the source of this 2679-nucleotide messenger RNA. RefSeq names its product ribosomal protein S6 kinase A4 (gene RPS6KA4). The record is from RefSeq and is a predicted model, not a curated record. The transcript is spliced from 17 exons. Gene Ontology annotation, molecular function: protein serine/threonine kinase activity; ATP binding; magnesium ion binding. Gene Ontology annotation, biological process: regulation of DNA-templated transcription; intracellular signal transduction; protein phosphorylation. Lineage: Eukaryota; Metazoa; Chordata; Mammalia; Dasyuromorphia; Dasyuridae. Bases 189 to 2324 code for a protein of 711 amino acids.
CGGGCGACGAGGACGAGGACGAGGGCUGCGCCGUGGAGCUGCGGAUCACCGAAGCCAACCUGACCGGGCACGAGGAGAAAGUCAGCGUGGAGAAUUUCGAGCUGCUCAAGGUGCUGGGCACGGGAGCCUACGGGAAGGUGUUCCUGGUGCGGAAGGCCGGCGGGCACGAUGCAGGGAAGCUUUACGCCAUGAAGGUGCUUCGCAAGGCCGCCAUCGUGCAGCGGGCCAAGACGCAGGAACACACGCGCACGGAGCGCUCGGUGCUGGAGCUGGUGCGCCAGGCGCCCUUCCUGGUCACGCUGCACUACGCCUUCCAGACCGAUGCCAAGCUGCACCUCAUCCUGGACUACGUGAGUGGGGGGGAGAUGUUCACCCACCUCUACCAACGGGAACACUUCACGGAGGCCGAAGUGCAGGUCUACGGGGGCGAGAUCGUGCUGGCCCUGGAGCAUCUGCACAAGCUGGGGAUCAUUUACCGAGACAUGAAGCUGGAGAACGUCUUGUUGGACUCGGAAGGCCACAUCGUCCUCACGGAUUUCGGCCUGAGCAAGGAAUUCCUGUCUGAGGAGAAAGAACGUACCUUCUCCUUCUGUGGCACCAUCGAGUAUAUGGCUCCCGAGAUCAUCCGAGGGAAAUCCGGCCACGGCAAGUCUGUAGACUGGUGGAGCCUGGGAAUCCUUCUUUUUGAGCUGCUGACCGGGGCGUCCCCCUUCACUCUGGAGGGUGAGAGGAACACGCAGGCUGAGGUCUCCCGGCGGAUUUUGAAAUGUACUCCUCCCUUUCCCUCCCGGAUCGGGCCAGUUGCUCAGGACCUGCUGAAGAGGCUCCUGGAGAAGGACCCCAAAAAGCGGCUGGGGUCAGGGCCGCAGGGGGCCCAGGAGGUCAAGGAUCACCCCUUCUUCCAGGGUUUGGAUUGGGUAGCUCUGGCUGCCCGGAAAGUCCCAGCCCCAUUCCGGCCUCAGAUCCGCUCUGAGCUGGACGUGGGCAACUUUGCGGAAGAAUUUACGCGGCUGGAGCCUGUCUAUUCCCCCCCUGGCAGCCCGCCCCCCGGCGACCCUCGCGUCUUCCAGGGUUACUCCUUCGUAGCCCCUUCCAUUCUGUUUGACCGGAACAAUGCCGUGAUGACCGAUGUCCUGGAGCUGCCGGGAGGUGGGGACCGGCCCGGUCGGGCGGCUGUAGCCAGGAGUGCCAUGAUGCAGGACUCCGCCUUCUUCCAGCUCUAUGAGCUGGACCUCCGGGAGCCCGCCCUGGGCCAGGGCAGUUUUUCAGUGUGUCGCCGCUGUCGCCAGCGUCAGAGUGGACAGGAGUUUGCCGUCAAGAUCCUCAGCCGCAGGCUGGAGGUGAACACCCAGAGAGAGAUAGCAGCCCUGAGGCUUUGCCAGUCGCACCCUAAUGUGGUCAAGCUCCACGAAGUGCAUCACGACCAGUACCACACGUACCUGGUGCUGGAGCUCCUGCGGGGUGGGGAGCUGCUGGAGCACAUCCGCAAGAAGCAGCAUUUCAGUGAGUCGGAGGCCAGCCAGAUCCUGCGCAGCCUGGUCUCUGCCGUCAGCUACAUGCACGAAGAGGCCGGGGUCGUGCACCGGGACCUCAAGCCGGAGAACAUUCUGUAUGCUGACGAGUCCCCCGGAGCCCCCGUGAAGAUCAUCGACUUUGGCUUUGCCCGGCUGCGGCCUCAGAGCCCCGCGGGGCCCAUGCAGACGCCCUGCUUCACCCUGCAGUACGCGGCCCCCGAGCUGCUCACCCACCAGGGCUACGAUGAGUCCUGCGAUCUCUGGAGCCUUGGGGUCAUCCUGUACAUGAUGCUGUCAGGGCAGGUACCCUUCCAGGGGGGCCCUGGCCGGGGCGGGCAGAGCCAGGCAGCCGAGAUCAUGCGGAAGAUCCGGGAGGGCCGAUUCAGCCUGGACGGGGAGGCCUGGCAGGGCGUCUCGGAGGAAGCCAAGGAGCUGGUCCGAGGACUCCUGACGGUGGACCCCGCCAAGCGGCUGAAGCUGGCCGACCUCCGGGACAGCAGCUGGCUGCAGGAUGGCAGCGCCCGUUCCUCCCCGCCCCUCAGGACCCCCGAUGUGCUAGAGUCUGCCGGGCCUGCUGUGCGCUCAGGGGUCAAUGCCACUUUUAUGGCGUUCAACCGAGGCAAGAGGGAGGGCUUCUUUCUGAAGAGUGUGGAGAACGCCCCCCUGGCCAAACGGCGGAAGAUGAAGCUAGGCAGCUCCGAGCCAGCCCAUAAGGGCUCCCCGGCCCCCGCCCCCUCCACCCAGGCGCGGGGAGCCCCCCCGGCCAAGGGGGCUCCCCGCCGAGCCAAAGGCCCCCUACCCUCCUCCUAGUGGGGUCGGGCGGGGAGCUGGGGGUGGGCGGCCGCCUAAGCCAGGGGCCAUCGCGACCCUGGGGGUGCAGGAAAGGUCAGCCCCAUGGGGAGGAAAACUGUGACCUUGGAGGAGGAAGUGGGAGGAGCUCGUGCCUGUGUUUGGGACUGGGGGAGCUUUGGGGGGGGCUGCCCCUCCCCCAUUUCUUCCACAUCCCCGUUUCCUCUCCCUCCCUCCUUGGCAUCCCUUCACCCUGGAAUCCAUCGGAGCCCCGAGGGUCCUCCCACCCCCUCCUCCCCCUCCCCCCUCCAAGCCCCCACCCCUCCCAGAGACUGAGACAGAAGUAUUUUUAUAAACAGAGAACUUUUUUUAUGUC